Messenger RNA from Saprolegnia parasitica CBS 223.65, 1113 nucleotides. Its product is annotated as CAMK/CAMKL protein kinase. The transcript has 3 exons. NCBI's taxonomy places the organism in Eukaryota, Oomycota, Saprolegniomycetes, Saprolegniales, Saprolegniaceae. Gene Ontology annotation, molecular function: protein serine/threonine kinase activity; ATP binding. Bases 1 to 1113 code for a protein of 370 amino acids. Gene Ontology annotation, biological process: protein phosphorylation; intracellular signal transduction. The record is from RefSeq and is a predicted model, not a curated record.
AUGGAAGCCGUGGUCGAGGAAGCCGAGCUCUUGUACCGCCGCCAGCAGGGCCGCCCGACGUACGUCACGACCGAGCACCGCGGGCAGCCCGACCGCUUUCCUCCGUUCCAGCUGCAUGUUCCGCAGUCCUUCCUUCCAUGGAACCCGCAGCGGCGGGACGUCGUCGCGUUCCCGAGCGGCAAUUCCGUGCUCUCGACCUGCCGCUGUGGCGUCGUCAUGGGCGGCGUCUACUACACGCGACCUGCUGUGCAUGAAGCCGACCAAACGGACGGCGCCAGCCAGCGAUACAUGGUCGCGGUCAAGAUGAUGGAUCGACACCAACUGCUGCUCCAGCGGGACGACGUCGAGAACGAAAUCCGCGUCAUGCGCGAGCUGCAGCCCGGUGGCUUUACGGGCGUGCUGCACAACCCGCAUUUGCUGCAGUGGGAGUGCUCGAACGACGAAGCGAACGAGUACAUUGCGACCGACUAUGUCUCGAACGGCAGCCUCCUCUCGUACACGCGCGAGCUCAAGGAUCGCAUGGUGGCCGAGGUGUGGGUCCAAGAAGCGCUUCGCCUCUUCCUCGGCAUCGUCCGAGGGCUCACGUACAUCCAUGCGCACGACGUCGCGCACUUGGACUUGGACCCGUGCAACGUCGUGAUCGACAGCACGCUCACGCCUCGCAUCCUCGACUUUGGCAGCGCCAUCUGCCUCCUCAACGACAACGCCAACGGUCGUGCCGGCGGUGGCACCAUGCUCAUCAAAUGCAAACCUUUGUAUGCCCCGCCUGAGGUUCGCCGCCACAACCAAUCCCCACCACCACGCGAGCCCUUUGACGGCGCGGCCGCCGACAUGUGGUCUGCCGGCACGCUCCUCUAUCAACUGCUCUGCUUCGGGUACCCUAUGGGCGAGUACGCGUUGCUCAUGGACGCCAACUGGCGGCACAACCUGCUCUGCCACGCGUACGACCGCGAGUGUCUCCGGACCGAGUGCUACAUUUGCGUGCGCGAGGUGCAAUUCCCGCCCAUCGUGUACGACAUCUUCCGCAGCCUCCUCAACGCCGAGCAGCCCGAGCUCCGCAUGUCGGCGCUCGCAGUCGCCAACGCCCUCACGCGCGCGCUCGCGUCAAACUAA